This is a messenger RNA of Rhododendron vialii, 1324 nucleotides long. Its product is annotated as protein TONNEAU 1a-like. Bases 172 to 972 code for a protein of 266 amino acids. The record is from RefSeq and is a predicted model, not a curated record. Lineage: Eukaryota; Viridiplantae; Streptophyta; Magnoliopsida; Ericales; Ericaceae. Gene Ontology annotation, molecular function: protein binding. The transcript is spliced from 8 exons.
AAUCUAAUGACACUCCAAUCGUACACUUUUCUCUCUCAUAUCGCUCACGCCAAAACGCAAGGGGAAGGAAAGUAUCCAGAACGCCCAUCAUACUCCCCAGUUGAGCGAGAGAGAGAGAGAGAGAGGAAAGCGAGCGCUUUGUGAGCUUGGGAACACAGAAGCAACAUCAAAAUGGACGAUUACACUCGCGAGAUGAUGGACCUGAAGACCCUCGUCACUCGAACCCUAGAAAAGAAAGGCGUCCUCGCUAAGAUCCGAGCUGAACUUAGAGCGAGUGUAUUCGAGGCAAUUGAAGAGGAAGACAGGGCAAUAGAAAAGGAAGAAGGUUUACCUCCUGCUCUAUUGGGUAGCUGCAAUGACCGUGCAAAACAACUUCACGCUUCUCCUUCAGGAAGGCUGCUUACCGCAUUGAUAUGUGAAUACUUGGAUUGGGCACAACUAAGCCACACUCUAAAAGUUUAUCAGCCUGAAUGUAACUUGCAAAAGGAUUCAUGGAAAACCGAGUUAAAAGAAUUUAGUAGCAAGAAUGGCUAUGAUCUUAACAGGAAUGGUGAUAGUGCUCCUUUGCUUUUGGAUGUUCUUGAAGGAUUCUUGAAGUAUGAGAAUUUGUCCCAAGGAAGAGGUACUGGAAGGAGAUUAACCCCUCCAGAAACCGAGUCUUUCUCCAAUUUAGAAUCACGAAGCAUUAGAAGACCUUCGUCAUCAUCUGUUGCUGGUGGCUUACCUCCACUUGGAAGGCCGCAUCCUGUUUCUCAAGCAUCCGAUAGGAGAGGAGGGUCCUCCAUGACUAGCUACCGGAAAGAUGAAUACAACUGGAGAUAUGACACCGAUGAAUUGUCAGAGGAUGUCAUUCAUGCUUCAGCUGCUUUGGAAAACCUUCAGUUGGAUAGAAAAGCUCGAAAUCUGACGAGUUCUUGGAGAAAUGCUGGGGAUGGGAUGGGCGAGGAUGACAGCAGGGCUGAUCGAAUGUAGCUGAAUGGCAUUUAAAUUUCUUCAUGCGUGUACUCUGCUUUGUGUGUUUUAUCCAUCGUCCUGGAAAUGAUUUCCUGUCAUUAAAUGGGGUCAGCGAUGUAAUGCAGGAUCUAUCUAUCUUAAGAUCGGCCAUUGUGUUUUAGUGAGUUUUCUUUCAGAAGAAGUGAAGUUACGAUUUUACUGAUCCGCUUGAGGUUCCGAACGCAGUUGUUAAUGUCUGCGAAUAGUGCAAAUGUUGUAAGUGUUUGAUUGUUCUAAUUGUUGUAAAAUGGCAUUGCAAUACUUGUCAAAGUUGGCCUGGCCGCAACCUUGGAGAUGCAGGCGCUGUUUUAACCGAUGAAUUGUUUAUUUA